UUACGUCGAACAACGAAGGAUUAGGCGGUGUUCUUGCAACAUCAACAUGGCUGGUUUCCGAAUGCUCUGUCCUCCGUAACCGUAACCAUAGCCAUAGAACAUCGCCUCUUCGUCUCCGUUAUUCCCUUCUCCCUUUCUUCCUCAUUCGCUGGGAAUUCAACCUCAUCGAAUCGCCGCGACCAACAAUUUCAAUAGAUCCGAUUCAUCGAUGCUGCAGCUCCAGCUCAAAGGUUGAUGAAGAUGAGCUGUACAGGGAUGGAAAGAAGCGAGAGGCAGCAUCAGCAUGGUUGCAUAAUUCUGCUCAAAUAAUCUCAAAAUUAGCUCAGUGCUUUACUAAUGCUAUGGUUGGCCCACGAGCAUGGGUAGGAGGAAUUUUUAGCCGCUCCAGCAAUAAAAAAUUUGAAGGCAUCAAGCAUCUUGAAUAUACUCCGACUCAGAUUCAGGAAGAAAGACUGCAAAGACUUAAAGAACGUUUGGGAGUACCUUUUGACGAGAAUUGCAUAGAUCAUCUAGAGGCCCUAAAGGCCUUGUGGCACAUGUCCUUUCCUGACAUUGAGUUCCAGGGUUUGAUAUCAGAACAGUGGAAAGAGAUGGGUUGGCAAGGAUCUAAUCCGUCGACUGACUUCAGGGGAUGUGGAUUCCUGUCACUGGAGAACUUGCUAUAUUUUGCCAGAAACUAUCCGGCGACUUUCCAUAGGUUACUUUUAAAGAAAAGUGGACAGCGCGCUUUGUGGGAGUAUCCUUUUGCUGCGGCCGGUGUUAACAUAACUUUUAUGCUAAUUCAGAUGCUGGAGUUAUACUCGGAGAGACCAAGAUGCCUCCCCGGAAUUAAUUUUGUUAAAUUACUCGGAGAAGAUGAAGAUGCGUUCGACAUCCUGUAUUGUGUGGCAUUUGCAAUGCUGGAUGCCCAGUGGCUGGCCAUGCAUGCUUCGUAUAUGGAGUUCAAUGAAGUUGUGCAGGUGUCGAGGACACAGUUGGAGAGGGAACUGUCUCUGGAAGACGUCCAGAGCAUCCACGAUCUGCCCGCGCACAACAUGUUGUUGUAUCUAUCUGCUGCUGCUCCUGCUUACUACUAGUUUACUUUAGUUUAGUUUAAUUGAUUCAUUAACUUAUUAACUUGGUCGGUCUGACCGUCUGUCUGUCCGUUGAAUCCUGCUCUCGUCUGAGGAAAUAUAUACUUCAUUGUUUGUAUAGUGAGGUGAAGGCCCAAAUGAUUUCAACCCAACCAACCAAUUCUCUUGGCCCAUUAGAGACCCAAAUGGGCUAGCCCAGAUUUUUGUUUAACUUGCUACCUACCUCAACCUGUACUAUUAUUAUUA
This is a messenger RNA of Andrographis paniculata, 1319 nucleotides long. RefSeq lists its product as uncharacterized. Lineage: Eukaryota; Viridiplantae; Streptophyta; Magnoliopsida; Lamiales; Acanthaceae. The record is from RefSeq and is a predicted model, not a curated record. Bases 342 to 1076 code for a protein of 244 amino acids. The transcript has 10 exons.